GUGAUAAUUAAUCGUGUUAUUAGGAAACCAGCGCAAGUGCUCUCCAUGCGAAAAAGACGUCGACUGUGGAUAGUUUGAAGGAAAUAAUCGCCAGUCAUGGCUAAUAAACCCAAGGACAUGGAGGGAUAUGUGGGCUUUGCAAACCUCCCUAAUCAGGUCUACAGGAGGUCCGUCAAACGAGGGUUUGACUUCACUCUCAUGGUCGUUGGUGAAUCAGGUCUAGGCAAGAGCACACUGAUCAACUCUCUCUUCCUGACAGACAUCUACUCGUCAGAGUAUCCCGGUCCCUCACAACGCAUGAAGAAAACUGUGCAGGUUGAAACCUCGCAGGUUACAGCCAAGGAAAAUGGAGUCCAACUAAGACUGACAAUCGUUGACACACCAGGCUUUGGAGACCAGGUCGAUAAUAGUAACUGCUGGCAGCCAAUCUUAGACCAUAUAGACAACAAGUUUGAGGAAUACCUGAACGCCGAGGCGCGGGUCAACAGACGGUCCAUCCCAGACAAGAGAGUACAUUGCUGCUUAUAUUUCAUAGCUCCGUCAGGCCAUGGGUUGAAACCCCUGGAUGUAGAAUUCAUGAAGAGGUUACACGACAAGGUGAAUAUCAUCCCGCUCAUCGCCAAGGCAGACACCAUGACGCCAGAGGAGUGCAGAGAUUUUAAAAAGAGGAUUAUGCAAGAAAUUGACGAGAACAAAAUCAAGAUUUACGAAUUUCCAGACGUGGAGGAAGAAGAGGAGAGUAAAGAAAACAAAAAGCUUCCGAUGAGGAGGAAUGGACCCAAAGACAAAGAGCACACCCCAAACAGUUUGAAGCGUGAACGGGUUCCAUUUGCUGUCGUAGGUAGCAACAUGAUCUUGGAAGCCAACGGCAAGCGGGUCAGGGGUCGUCAGUAUCCAUGGGGGGUCGCUGAAGUUGAAAACUUGGAACACUGCGAUUUCAUCCCUCUGCGCAACAUGCUGAUCCGGACGCACAUGCAGGACCUGAAGGAUGUGACGAACAACGUACACUACGAGAACUUCAGGUGUCGCAAGCUGACCGCCGUCACGGCCGGCGACAGCAAGAAAGCUUCAAAUGAAAUGGCCGCUGACUGGAGGGUCGCCGCCAAGAACCCCAUGGCGCAGUUUGAGGACGAGAAACAAGAGCAUGAGAUGAAGAUGAAGAAGAUGGAGAACGAAAUGGAGCAAGUCUUUGAGAUGAAGGUCAAGGAGAAGAAGAAGAAGCUGGAGGACUCGGAGAAGGAGCUUCACCACCGAUUGGAUCAGAUGAAGAAGAGUCUUGAUCAGCAACGCCGAGAGCUGGAGGAGAAGAGACGGCAGUUUGAGAAGGACAGACAGAUCUUUGAAGACAACCAGCGCCUCCGACUUGAAACUUCCAAGACGUACGAUCCCAAAAAGAGCAAGAACAAGAAGACCAUAUUUUGAGACCACCGCACCACCAUCUUAUCUUUUAUGCACACUGAAUGGACUGCCAUCAACUGGUAAUCACAUCCCAAGUUUACGUACAGCUGACACAAAAUUCUUCGACCCAAAGCCUCUGACUUGUCCAUUCAAGUCGAAAGUUCCGGACCAAAAUUAUUCCUGCUUUGAUACAAAACAGAAAUUUGCAUUGUCAACCAAGACAAAGAUUUAUUUUUGAAGCAGCAACCAACUUGGAUUAUGUGAACACAUGUCUGUGACACCCAGUAUGAGGCACAUGUUAAGCAUAGUCUGGUACCUAUGAUGUCAUCGAACCAGAUAUUGUGAUGUGUACAGUGGCCCUUUGGGAACCAGACAAAGAUGGUCGCUGGCAGCCAUCUUGGUAUCUUUCAUCCACACGUCUGAAGCCCAGAGCAGGAAGUCUCGUUGGAAGUAGUCUGGUGCCAGUGAUGCAACCCCACUUUAGUGGUGAACAGCAUGUCUUUUAGGAACUAGGCAAAGACAUGAAUUAAAGAAUAAAGAAAAUAUGUCACAUAUAUGUCA
Patiria miniata (bat star) is the source of this 1959-nucleotide messenger RNA. It is a transcript of the gene septin7, whose product is annotated as septin-7-like. Lineage: Eukaryota; Metazoa; Echinodermata; Asteroidea; Valvatida; Asterinidae. Gene Ontology annotation, biological process: cilium assembly; cytoskeleton-dependent cytokinesis. Bases 97 to 1422 code for a protein of 441 amino acids. Gene Ontology annotation, cellular component: septin ring; cell division site; microtubule cytoskeleton. The transcript has 16 exons. Gene Ontology annotation, molecular function: molecular adaptor activity; GTPase activity; GTP binding. The record is from RefSeq and is a predicted model, not a curated record.